Molecule: messenger RNA, 1410 nt
Organism: Hemiscyllium ocellatum (epaulette shark)
Lineage: Eukaryota; Metazoa; Chordata; Chondrichthyes; Orectolobiformes; Hemiscylliidae
Exons: 1
Coding region: 1-1410 (469 amino acids)
Source: RefSeq, a predicted model, not a curated record
AUGAGGGCCCGGGGUCUCUCCUGCACUCACUCGAUCUUCAUUGCCCGUGUCUCCGUGCUGCCAUCUCGCUGCCAACUGCCAUCUGGGCUUACCAACCGCCUCACUACAGGCUGGCAAAGUCCCCGCUCUGAGCCCCCAGCCACUCUGAGCCCCCAGCCACUCCAGUCCCCCAGCCACUCCAGUCCCCCAGCCACUCCAGUCCCCCAGCCACUCCAGGCCUCCAGCCACUCCAGUCCCCCAGCCACUCCAGUCCCCCAGCCACUCCAGUCCCCCAGCCACUCCAGUCCCCCAGCCACUCUGGGCCUCCAGCCACUCCAGUCCCCCAGCCACUCCAGUCCCCUAGCCACUCCAGUCCCCCAGCCACUCCAGUCCCCCAGCCACUCCAGUCCCCCAGCCACUCCAGUCCCCCAGCCACUCUGGGCCUCCAGCCACUCCAGUCCCCCAGCCACUCCAGUCCCCCAGCCACUCUGGGCCCCCAGCCACUCCAGUCCCCCAGCCACUCUGGGCCUCCAGCCACUCCAGUCCCCCAGCCACUCCAGUCCCCCAGCCACUCCAGUCCCCCAGCCACUCUGGGCCCCCAGCCACUCCAGUCCCCCAGCCACUCCAGUCCCCCAGCCACUCUGGGCCCCCAGCCACUCCAGUCCCCCAGCCACUCUGGGCCCCCAGCCACUCCAGUCCCCCAGCCACUCCAGUCCCCCAGCCACUCUGGGCCCCCAGCCACUCCAGUCCCCCAGCCACUCUGGGCCUCCAGCCACUCCAGUCCCCCAGCCACUCCAGUCCCCCAGCCACUCCAGUCCCCCAGCCACUCCAGUCCCCCAGCCACUCUGGGCCUCCAGCCACUCCAGUCCCCCAGCCACUCCAGUCCACCAGCCACUCUGGGCCCCCAGCCACUCCAGUCCCCCAGCCACUCUGGGCCCCCAGCCACUCCAGUCCCCCAGCCACUCCAGUCCCCCAGCCACUCCAGUCCCCCAGCCACUCUGGGCCUCCAGCCACUCCAGUCCCCCAGCCACUCCAGUCCCCCAGCCACUCUGGGCCCCCAGCCACUCCAGUCCCCCAGCCACUCUGGGCCCCCAGCCACUCCAGUCCCCCAGCCACUCCAGUCCUCCAGCCACUCCAGUCCCCCAGCCACUCUGGGCCCCCAGCCACUCUGGGUCUCCAGCCACUCCAGGCUCCUGGCCAAUCCGGGCCCACAGCCACUCCAGUCCCCCAGCCACUCUGGGUCUCCAGCCACUUCCACGAUGCCAUCAACUGCUAGAGCACUGCCUCUGCACAUCAACAGCCCCAUGGACCACUGGCAAAGUCCCUGCUCUAGGCCGCCAGCUGCUCCGAGCCUCCAGCUGUUCUGGGCACCCAGCCACUGCCACUGCUGCCACAGCCUCCACGAGCAAACUCACUCCAAAAGGUAAGUAG